AUGAGCGGCAGGGAUUUCCACGCCACAGCGACACAACUGGUGCAUCGCCAAUCGAGCUCGCAGCAUCUUCGGCAGUACACAUUUGCGGCUACUAUAGCGAACCGCUUCUACUCUGAUAACUCACUCGAUCGGCAACGACGAGUGGUGGAAUGUGCGAGGAGGAGACAAGCGAGAGCCCAAGACCGAGCAUUACAGCAGGCAUACCGGGUAGAGCAACUAGAGAACGAAUUAGCAGAAGCUGAGCGUGUGAGAAAACUCAAAGAAGAGCGUGAAGCUUCUCGCAUGGAACGAAAGCUUCAACAUGUUGCAGCUGCCUACAUCCAGUACAUCUGGCGACGCUAUUGUCAGCUUAAGAGAGAAGCUGUAUACCGACAAACUCGAGCUGAACGAGUGUUAGUAGAUUUUCUAUCGUACCGAUAUUCACGAAGAAAAGCUGUGCGACGUCAAGCUUCCUUUCGGAUCCAGCGUCGAUGGCGGGGACAUCGAUUGGAAACGAAGACAAAGCUUGGGCUUGCUGUCUUAGCCUCUUUCUUCAUCCCUUUCAUCCGGAAGCGAAGAGCUCGUCGUCUACUACAUGCCAUCAAACUGCAACGUUGGUACCGACGACAGUACGCUCAAAGACGCGAGAAAUCGGCGCGGAUUAUCCAGCGAGCGUGGCGAACAUCCGUCUCGAGAGCCAAGAUCAGGUAUUACUCGAGAGCAUAUCGACACCUGAUGCACCUUAAGCGACUUGAAAAAUCCGCACGUGUGGUCCAGCGAACAAUAGGAACGCGUAUCAUACAGCAUCGAUUGAUGUAUCUCCCAGAGUUCGAUGAGUAUCCCAGUGUCAUGGCAGCUUCAUGGCCGCCACUGCGUUCCUAUCAAGAACGUGCUGUGGAGUAUUGGCGACAAGAAAAACAAGCACUCGAAGAUGCCAUAGCGGAACGUAAGCGACUAGACAAUGAGGAAGUCGCGCUAGAGUCCAAUAUUGAGAGCCUACAACAACGUUUAGCAGAGGCCAAGUCGCGCGGAAGUGAAGAGAACGAGCGAUUACUCCGCCAUCCCAUUAUCGAGGAACAUCGCCGACUAAAAGACGAGGAAACCAAGCAAAAGCGUCUGCAAGAGCUGGAAGAAACCAUGAGACGCUCCAUUCGACUGGAACUCGAGCGGGAGCUGGAGACUGCACGUCGCCUCAUGUUGCGCAGCAAAAGACACCACAACUUCAAUGUAGCCAUCCUGGACGAUGAGCGCAUCGAGCUCACUUAA
Phytophthora infestans T30-4 is the source of this 1245-nucleotide messenger RNA. RefSeq lists its product as uncharacterized. The transcript is spliced from 3 exons. The record is from RefSeq and is a predicted model, not a curated record. Gene Ontology annotation, molecular function: protein binding. NCBI's taxonomy places the organism in Eukaryota, Oomycota, Peronosporomycetes, Peronosporales, Peronosporaceae. Bases 1 to 1245 code for a protein of 414 amino acids.